Eptesicus fuscus (big brown bat) is the source of this 7250-nucleotide messenger RNA. RefSeq names its product kelch like family member 24 (gene KLHL24). Gene Ontology annotation, molecular function: protein binding. The transcript has 9 exons. The record is from RefSeq and is a predicted model, not a curated record. Lineage: Eukaryota; Metazoa; Chordata; Mammalia; Chiroptera; Vespertilionidae. The coding region runs from base 458 to 2260 and encodes 600 amino acids.
AGAAGUAGGAGGAGCAGAGAGUGAGUGAGAGAGUGGAAGAGAGAGAGGAACAUCAAUGUGAGACACAAUAAUUGUUUGCCUCCCCCAUGAUGGGGUCCGAAUGAACCUGCAACCCAGGUACAAGCCCUUGACGGGAAUCUGCGACCGACCCUUCGAUGUGAGGGGCGUCGCUUUAAACCACGUAGCCACACCAGCCAGAGCAGCAAAUGUCUUGUUUUGAAAUUAAUUCCUGCAUUCUAAAGGAAAAAUAAGUUUGGUUGCAGCACAGCUACACUCUAGAUUAAUUCUGAUAGUAUACAUCUUCUUGGGACUUUGUAUGCUGACCCCCUGUGUCCCGUGUGGAAAUUGAGACAACACAAAUAUUUUGACUGAGGCUUUGAUCAAGCAAAUGCUAAAAAGCCACGUAAAGAUCCCUAACAGUCAUUUCUCAACAGUUAUAUAGUCAACUGAUGUAACGAUGGUCCUAAUAUUAGGACGAAGACUAAACAGAGAGGAUCUCGGGGUGCGUGAUUCCCCAGCAACUAAGCGUAAAGUCUUUGAAAUGGACCCUAAAUCUCUGACAGGCCAUGAAUUUUUUGACUUCUCUUCAGGAUCAUCCCAUGCUGAAAACAUACUCCAGAUAUUUAAUGAAUUCCGAGAUAACCGAUUAUUCACAGAUGUUAUCAUUUGUGUGGAAGGGAAAGAAUUUCCUUGCCAUAGAGCUGUUCUGUCAGCCUGUAGUAGCUACUUCAGAGCUAUGUUUUGUAAUGACCACAGGGAAAGCCGAGAAAUGUUGGUUGAAAUCAAUGGUAUUUUAGCUGAAGCUAUGGAAUGUUUUUUGCAGUAUGUGUAUACUGGAAAGGUGAAGAUCACUACAGAGAAUGUACAGUAUAUCUUUGAAACAUCAAGCCUCUUUCAGAUCAGUGUUCUCCGUGAUGCAUGUGCCAAGUUCUUGGAGGAGCAACUUGACCCUUGUAAUUGCUUAGGAAUUCAGCGCUUUGCUGAUACCCAUUCACUCAAAACACUCUUCACAAAAUGCAAGACUUUUGCAUUACAGACUUUUGAGGAUGUGUCCCAGCAUGAAGAGUUUCUUGAGCUUGACAAAGAUGAACUUAUUGAUUAUAUUUGUAGUGAUGAACUUGUUAUUAGUAAAGAGGAGAUGGUUUUUGAAGCUGUCAUGCGUUGGGUCUAUCGUGCUGUUGAUCUGAGAAGACCACUAUUACAUGAGCUCCUGACACAUGUGAGACUCCCUCUGUUGCAUCCUAACUACUUCGUUCAAACAGUUGAGGUGGACCAAUUGAUCCAGAAUUCUCCUGAGUGUUAUCAGUUGUUGCAUGAAGCAAGGCGGUACCACAUACUUGGGAAUGAAAUGAUGUCCCCAAGGACUAGGCCACGAAGGUCAACUGGCUAUUCUGAGGUGAUAGUUGUCGUUGGCGGCUGUGAACGCGUUGGAGGGUUUAAUCUUCCAUACACUGAGUGCUAUGAUCCUGUGACAGGAGAAUGGAAGUCUUUGGCUAAGCUUCCAGAAUUUACCAAAUCAGAGUAUGCAGUCUGUGCACUAAGGAAUGACAUUCUUGUUUCAGGUGGAAGAAUCAAUGGCCGUGAUGUCUGGAUUUAUAAUUCACAGUUAAAUAUUUGGAUCAGAGUUGCUUCUCUAAACAAAGGCAGAUGGCGUCACAAAAUGGCUGUCCUCCUUGGUAAAGUAUAUGUUGUUGGAGGCUAUGAUGGGCAGAACAGACUUAGCAGUGUAGAAUGUUACGAUUCCUUUUCAAAUCGAUGGACUGAAGUUGCUCCCCUUAAGGAAGCAGUGAGUUCUCCUGCUGUGACUAGCUGUGUAGGCAAACUGUUUGUGAUUGGUGGAGGACCUGAUGAUAAUACUUGUUCUGAUAAGGUUCAAUCUUAUGAUCCAGAAACCAAUUCUUGGCUACUUCGUGCAGCUAUCCCAAUUGCCAAGAGAUGUAUAACAGCUGUAUCCUUAAAUAACUUGAUAUAUGUUGCUGGUGGACUGACCAAGGCAAUAUACUGUUACGAUCCAGUUGAAGAUUACUGGAUGCAUGUACAGAAUACAUUCAGCCGUCAGGAAAACUGUGGUAUGUCUGUGUGUAACGGUAAAAUAUAUAUCCUGGGUGGAAGACGGGAAAAUGGAGAAGCCACAGACACUAUUCUCUGUUAUGAUCCUGCAACAAGCAUCAUCACAGGGGUAGCUGCAAUGCCCAGGCCAGUGUCCUAUCAUGGCUGUGUGACUAUCCAUAGAUACAAUGAGAAAUGCUUUAAGCUCUAACACCAGGAUGCUUCACCCAAGAAGCCACACCGAUCCAAGAUGAGAGGUUUCAAAAGCUCCAGAGUGGGACCUUGGCAUAUCUCCUUUGUGCCAUAUGCACAAAAAGUAAAAAUAGUAAUCGUGGUGCCUUUCUCCCCAAAAUAUCAGUCUUUCAAACUGUAAUAAAGCCUUCCCUGCAAUUGGAAAAUAAAAGGGGCUUGGGUUGUUGUUGAAGAUAAUGGUGUUGCUUGGGCUUUGAAAAUGCAUCUUUGUAAAUAUUUGUGAGAAACCUAUGUGGAAUAGGAACUACUGUCUGAUUACCUUUUAGGAACUUGUGAAUGGUCUCUUCAUUUAUGUAUGUUUAUCUGAAAGACUGUAUAUUCCUUAUUUUGUCACAUAGACAGAUAGAAAAUUGCAUGACUUAAGGCUUCAUUUAGGUUGAAUCACGUAAUGCUUACACCACAUCCUAAGGAGGAAAAAUCAGUUUUCAAAAUCUUUGUCACUAAAAAUAUAUUCCAACUGAUUAAUUUUAUUGAAAGGACUUUUUCUGUAAUUGAUAAAAAUGUGAUGACAGCAAUUUGAGUAAGAUACCAAAUUAUUACUUCAUGCUUAGAAUUGCUGUCUUAUAUUAAACGUAUUCUUAAGAAGAGAUUGGGUAGAAGAUAGAAAAGCAGAUGCCAUUAAAAUGACAGGUUACUUCAGUAUUUAGCGUAUCAUCUCUAAUGCCUCUUAAAGAGGUCCUUUUUCGUGAACCUGGCAAAGGAGUUGAAAUCCAUUUUGUAAUAUUGCCCUGUGAAAAGCAGGGACAGAUCUUCUCCCUAGCCCAGUAGGAUUUGACCUCAUUACUAUGGUGCUUUGGGUGAGGACUUCGCCCCUGGUUAUCCUACUUUCAUGUGACCAGCUAAAGUCCUGGGAAUCUCUACAAUUAAGUUGUCUUUAAAGGAUAAACCAGGGACCACCUAGCUGGGCCCAUUUUUCUUUUUAAAUUAACUGUCUGAAUAAACUAAUGGCAGUAAUUGCAGUCUUCUAAUCUCAUUUGGUACCAUUGUGUAAAUUAUUGAUCAAAAUUCUCAGGCUUCUAUACAACAAAUUGCCUUUGUCUAGAUUUUUCAACUCCAGUUUAUAAAACUUAACUAGUAUUCAGGGAUGAACUUAAAAUUUCUAAGGCAAUUUUUUAGAAAUUUGUUUAAACAUGACCUCAUACCAAUGGAGCAACAGGAACUACAGCGUAAGUGACUAUUAUUUCUCGGUGGACCGGUGUAAUUUACAACAUUUUAGGGAUGUUCUAGGUAGCCUGCUAUGUUUCAACUUUCCAGGCACUAUUGUCUUCUUACAUUAUAAUUAAUAUGGUCCUUGUCAUAGGAGAUAUGAUGCAAAUACAUGUUUGGAGUGUCAUCACAUUUCUGUUAAAACCAAUGUAGUAAUAAAAAACUUAACAUUGAUAAUCUUAUUUUUAUUAUCCUAGAAUGAUAACAGAGAUUUCAAGUAAACUAUAUGGCAUCAACUUAAAUGCUUAGCUGGAAUCAGAAUUCUGAGGAAAACUCUAAAAAACUUACAAAUUUUUAGGGAAAUUUUACUUUUCAAAUCAUAAUUUUUAAUGAUAUAUACCUUCUUGUGAUAAUUAUCAGAGCAAUUCAGAAAACAACUUUCUGUCAUUUUAAUUGAAAAAUAAUUGUAUGUACUAUUAGGAUACUUGCUUUAAUUUUUGAGUAAAUAUCUACUUUUGCAUUAUAUCCUUUGUAUAGAUAGUGGUAUCUAUUUAGUUCAGAAAUUCUUUGCAGUAUAUGAGAUAAUGUAUGAGAAAAGUGUAAAUGCUGAGGAUUAUACAGAUGAUUCUUGUUACUUCAUGUUUAUUUCUAAGAUCAUGCCCAUUCAUAAAUACAGACAUUUCACAUAAAAAAUAUUUUCUCAAGGUAACUUGUAUUCUGGUACUUUUAUCUAUUGUAAAAGUAUAUUAACUAUUGUAUUUUGUUAUUCAUUUAUUUUAAUAUCCAUAUGUUCAUUGUAGUAAUUUGAAAUGAAAUUCAAUAGAACAGAAUUUGUUUAAACAUGACCUCAUACCAAUAUUGUUUAAUUUUUUCUACAUAAUUUAAACUACAUCAAUUAAGUAUUCAAACCAAGAACUUAGUUAUACUAGGAAAUUAAAUAACUAUUUUUAAAGUUACCCAAAUGAUAUUUUAAUUUUCUUUAAUUAUUUAUCUUCCUUUACUGAUUCUUGGUAAAUAAUGGUGUUAGCAUUUUAAAAAAAUUUUAGGAUAUAAUUAGUAUAUAAAAACGGAUAUGAUAUAUCUACCAAAUUGGUCAGAUUAUAUUCAUAGUGUCAUCACAUAGUUGACAGAUUUUCUUUUGAUGGGUAAUGCUCAUAUAAGCCUUUGGGUUAGUGUGUAUGUAUAGCAUACAUGUGUAUGUAUGUAGAGAGUAUGGCCAUGUGCACACAUAUAUACCAGUACAAACACCAAGAGUUGUAUAAGUUUGUAAUGAUCAGGAAAAAAGCACAUAAAUUAAAAAAUAAUUGACCUUAUUAAAUUCCAUUUCAGAAGAUUUUUUAUUUGGGAAUUUCUAGAUUACUUUUUUACAUUUAAAAAUACAUGAUGAGUAUUAGUAUGAAUACUUGUAUGUAGCCAGAAUCUACAUAAUGCAUAUGGUUUUACAAGGUCAGAAAACAAAUUGAAGGUGGAGAUGCAUUUGCUAAACCCACUGAGUGGGGAAGGGAAUUGAAAGUAUGUUUUGUGGAUCAACAGAAAAGUACAGUUUGUUUUUUCAUGAACUUUAAUCCUUUUCCAUGUGUGAGUGAACAAUAGAGUGGUCUAAUUUUUACCACAGAAGACCUUCCUUUUCUACUCUAAUCUUCCCACUGACUUGACUGCACAGGUAUGAAUUGGUAGCCUGUUGGAUUUUAAAUAACCUUUUUUCCCCUAGAUGACUAAAAUAUAGAUAUUUACUCCAUUUAAACAGGUGUUUAAGAAAAAUGAUGUAUAUACUCAGGGAGGGUAUUAAGUUAUCAUUUUUGCUUAUUUGGGGGGUUUAAAGUGCCACAACUAGGUAACCUUCAGUUCAUGAUUCUAGAGUAAAUUUAAUUUGAUAAAGGGCUUCACACAUAGCAGUAGUUGAACAUUCAUUCUUUUGUAUUUAGGAAGAUGAAAAUGUUUUGUGGACUGAUACAUUUUCUCUUAGUGAAUAUGAAUUGUUUAUGUAUCUCUACUGUCAAAAACUCUUCUUGAAACUCAGGAAAGACAAAGGUUCAAUUAUACUACUUUUGUCAGUGUGCAAACCAGGUGUGUUGUGUGUGGGGGUUUUUUUCCCCCUGUUGUCUGGCUAUGGCAAUAGAAUUUUUUUUUUUAAUUGAUUUCAGAGAGGAAAGGAGAGGGAGAGAGAAAUAAAAACAUCAGUGAUGAGAAGGAAACAUUGGUCGGCUGCUUCCUGCAUGCCCCACACUGGGGAUCAAGCCCACAACCGAGGCUUGUGCCCUGACCCGGAAUGGAACUGUGACCUCUUGGUUCAUAGAUCAAUGUUCAACCACUGAGCCACGCUGGCCAGGCAAUAGAUUUUUUUUAAUUGCUGUGAGAACCCAUACAUGAAAAGAAAGGGGUCAAGUUGUUCGUGUGUGCCUGUGGUGUCUUGAGAUAUAGAUAUGGAAAAGACAUCUACUCCAGAUUGUAUUUUCAAAGAAUAAAAAUUGCUAUUUAUGUGGUGCCAUGUGAUAAGAUAAUGUCUGUUAAAGGCUUCCUGUGGAUGGCCUUUAUUUUAGUAAACUCAAGACACCAGUUAACCUCAACAUAAUUUUGGCCUUAUUAGAAUUUGUUGUGCAUUAUAUUAAAAGCCAGGUUUACAUCACCUCAACCCAUUAUUCUUUUUAGUUAAGUAAAUAUAUUCACCAUAUCAUGUAACCAGAAUGGGGCAAUUUGUUUGACCUUUAAGGCAGUAGGUUUGACUAGCUAGCUAUACUUAUUGUCAUAUCUAAUGUUACGCACUAGAAACCACUUGAGCCAAGAGUGUGAAUUGAGAAUUCCAGAGACAUUUUCAACAUACUUCAUACAUUUUAAAAUAUUUUAUAUAAAUGUUUUACAUUUGUGUGAUUGCCUAGAUAUUAAAUUUACUUAGUGCUAAAGAUGGUCAUCAUACAUAAUUUUUUAAAACAGCAUUAGUCAUAACUUAUUUUAUAUAUUAUUCCAAAGAAAAAAAUUUUAAUGUUUUUAAAAUGACUGCAUCUGAAUUUGUGCCUUAAGUUCUCCCAGUGCUAUUUCAACUUUUUUUCAAUCUAAAUAAAGCUUAACCUUAGAAAAGUUUCAUAUUUGUUUCCUAUAGAGUAAAUAAACCUCUUAAAAAUUUUUUUUAAUUUUAGUCCUUAAAUUUUUUAAUUAGUACCAACUGUGUGGUUGCUUGGCAGAAUGAGAAUGCUAAGAAAGGUUGUUGGGUGUUUUGAGUUUUAUUAUAUUUUUUGGUGUUUUUUUUUUAAUUUGUUUUUAUACCAAGGUGCUUUUUAAGAUAUUCAGGAAAAAAAACAUCAAUCUUACAUAGAUUAAUAAGCCCUUGUAAACAUCAUUUGCAAUAUCUACAUCCAAUGUCAAAAAAGUAAAUUUUAUUUUUGUUCCUUUAUGUACUGUUUUUUUUUUUCUUUUUUUUCUCUACAGACUUUUUCAGUUAACUUUCUUGGAAAAGUUCUUACUCUCCCCCACCGUCCUCCCUCCCCCCCUCCCCCCACCCGCCAAUCACCCCUCCAUGGUUUCUUCAUUUAAAUUUUUGUUGAAGUUUCUGGAGCUAUCUGAGACAACACAAUCACAGAAUUGAACAAAAGUAUAAUAUGCUUUAGAACUUGUACAGAAUGGCCAAAUGUCAUUUGCCUUCAAUUAGAGGCUCUAGAGUCUUCACAGUGGAGAGAGAAAACAAGGCUUUGUAUUUCUUUGUUCUCAGUUCAGUUGUAGCACAUUAAUACUUACAUGUUUUGUUUAAAUAUAUUUUGUGCAUAGUAUUUUUUAAAAGUUGUAUCUAAUAAAAUGUCUUUUAAACAUUA